Messenger RNA from Lolium rigidum, 831 nucleotides. RefSeq names its product MFP1 attachment factor 1-like. The record is from RefSeq and is a predicted model, not a curated record. NCBI's taxonomy places the organism in Eukaryota, Viridiplantae, Streptophyta, Magnoliopsida, Poales, Poaceae. Gene Ontology annotation, biological process: lateral root development; mitotic cell cycle. The coding region runs from base 52 to 543 and encodes 163 amino acids. The transcript has a single exon.
GCCACAGAUCUCUCCCUCUCGUCCCCACUCUACCUUGCUCUCCACACCACCAUGGCGGAGGACGCCCCCAACGCCGCCGCCGAGGGCACCCACCCCACCCCCACCGAGGCCACCGCCGACUCCGCCACCCCUCCCCCACCCGCCGAGAAGGCCUCCGCGGAGGCGCUGCUCCCGUCGCUCAGCAUCUGGCCGCCGUCGCAGCGGACGCGCGACGCCGUCGUGCGCCGGGUCGUGCAGACCCUGGCCGCGCCCAGCGUCCUCUCCCGGCGCUACGGCGCCCUCCCCGAGCCCGAGGCCGAGCGCGCCGCCGCCGCCGUCGAGGCCGAGGCCUUCGCCGCCGCCUCCGACUCCGCCACCGCCUCGCCGGCCUCCCUCGAGGACGGGAUUGAGGUCCUCCAGGCCUACUCCAAGGAGGUCAGCCGCCGCCUCCUCGACCUCGCCAAGGCCCGCGCCGCCGCCGCCGCUCCGGCGCCCACCGCGGAACCGAGCGCGGAAGAGUCCGAGGCCUCGUCGGCGACUGCUCCGGCCCCGGCGGAGGAGUGAGGUGAUGGCCCCCGAGCUUUGAUCCACCGAGAACUGCUGCUAUUUUAGCAUUUCGUUGGAGAUUAUCUUCUAUUGUUAUUAUCACUAGUGUUACUGUACCAGAGAUCCGUUUGUGAUGAGGAAUUGAUGUUUGUUUCAUGAUGAAUCUGGUACCUUGCUUAUAAAUUCAAGCUAUAUCAACCUAUCAGGGGCUAUGCCCAUAAGGUAUGCAUGAAUGUUUCAUCAGGUUAUCUGUACUGUCUGUAGUACAUUGCAACUUCGCAAAGAGAUUGCGCCAAUGGAUAUUUA